Molecule: messenger RNA, 1992 nt
Organism: Egretta garzetta (little egret)
Lineage: Eukaryota; Metazoa; Chordata; Aves; Pelecaniformes; Ardeidae
Gene: CD3E
Product: CD3e molecule
Exons: 8
Coding region: 116-661 (181 amino acids)
Biological process (GO): positive thymic T cell selection; cell surface receptor signaling pathway
Cellular component (GO): membrane; alpha-beta T cell receptor complex; external side of plasma membrane
Molecular function (GO): transmembrane signaling receptor activity
Source: RefSeq, a predicted model, not a curated record
UUAUCAUAUGCGUUCUGUGCCUUUCUUGGCUGCUUGCAGGUUUCACUGGAAAGCCCAGCCUCGGUGAUGCCAAUCUGAUGUGGUAGAGAAGAGCAAGAGAAGGAGGAGCACAAGGAUGAGGUUGGAGCGGUCCUUGCCUCUCCUGGGACUCGUGCUGUGUGUGGUUGGCACCGCGGCUCAGCAGGAUGACAUCGAAGCACAGGGGGAAUUCCUGGUGGAGAUUUCUGGCACCACGGUGACAAUCACGUGUCCCUUGACUGAAGGCAGUGUCACCUGGGACUUAACUGGGACAAAACCAGAAAAUAAAGACAAGAAGCUCGUUCUAGAGAAUCACGACAGCUCUCCUGCCAACGUGAGCUGCUCGGAAGGUGCUAAGAAGUAUGACAUGUACCUGAAUGCCAGAGUGUGCGCAAACUGUGAGGAGCUGGAUACCUUGGCCGUGACAGGGAUCAUCAUUGCGGAUCUUCUCAUCACUUUCGGGGUGCUAAUUCUGGUCUAUUACUUCAGCAAAGACAGGAAGGGGAGAGCGAGCACUACUGCUGGCAGUCGGCCACGAGGUCAGAAGACUCAGCGUCCUCCCCCCGUUCCAAACCCAGACUAUGAGCCCAUCCGGAAAGGCCAGCGGGAAGUAUAUGCAGGCCUGGAAUCCAGGGGCUUCUGAAAUUCCCACGGACGGCAGGCUGCGGAACAGCAGGAGGGGGGCUGAGCGCUUCUGCCCCACUCGGUACCCGUUCUCUGCAGGCCUGCCGAGGCCCAAGCGUUUUGGGAUAAAACCAGGCAGCUACACAGCACAGGCACCCUGCUGCCCUCCGCUGACCCACCCCGACGUGUUCCUUUGGCCUUCGGUUCGACAUUAGGGAGAAGAAUCAAACGAGCACAUUGGCAAGGGAAGUUUUCCUUCUCGUUAAAGGACUGCAGCCUCACUCGUGGCUCCUGGCCUCCUUUUCCCUCCCGCUUCUCCCUCUCUCUGCUCCAGUUGCCUGCUCUCGUUUUCCCUCCCACUUAAUUUCCACCCGGAGUGCCUCCGCUUGCUCCCCAAGCCUCCCCGGGUAGCCAGCGGGCAUUCUCGGAGUGACCGGCCUCUGACCUGGCCCUGCUCUCACGUCCAUAGCCUGUCUCAGGUUUGCUGCCCAGGAUUGUAAGGAAAGGAACAGAGGCAGUCAGUAUAUUAAAACCAAGAUGAUACAUUUUCAUAGAAAAGCCAGGGCUUGGACUGAAAAUAUUUCAGUCAAAAAGAACAGUUUUCCUUUAAAAAAAUGAGAAGCAGUCCUGGCAGUACGUGCAAACCGACCUGCCCUUCUUCUGAAGGGAACGAGUGGGGCCGGUACCACUCCGCAUCCAGUGACCUUCACGUUUCCGACCUUCGGCAGAACAUCCUCGUAGGGUCACACGGGGACCUGGUGCCUUCCCAAGCCACCUGAAAGCCUCCUACGAGGAAAUUUAAGUGCUUGGCUGAGUGCUAGACCUGUGUUACUAUUAAAUAGUGGGGCUCUUCGAUACCUCAGCUAAGAUUUGAACCCCCACCUCGCAAUGAGUAUCAGCUUUGUAGGCUGAAACAGCACAACAGGGAUUUUCCUGUUUUCCAGAUCAGAACUGAGACCCUUUGGCUCAGACCCAGGACUAGCACUCUGCUCUUGAGACAGCUUGUUCACUGGAAUUGAAAUGAAUGUAUUUGGGCCACAGAGAUAAAGCCCAGGACCUACAAAAUCCAAGAGAGCAUCAAGCCCUUUUGCUAGGCUGUCCUCAUCCCAGAGCCUUCAUGGACUCCAUUUGUACCGAUAGUAGUCCAGGAUAAACACAUUUCUUUGAGUGUGUUGUACCCUAAGGGGUGUACAAGUACAUCUGCUGGCCAAGUAUAAUUUUCCAGAGCUAUUGCUCUUUGAGUUUCUUGUGAUCUGCCCUGUGUUGCUGCCCUUUCUCUCCCCAUUUCAGCUCUGCAACUUCAGUUCUGCCUGGGGUCUGUUAGAAAGACGGCGGGCUUCUUUGCUGUUG